This is a messenger RNA of Triticum urartu, 891 nucleotides long. RefSeq names its product putative inorganic phosphate transporter 1-7. Gene Ontology annotation, cellular component: membrane. Gene Ontology annotation, biological process: phosphate ion transport; transmembrane transport. Lineage: Eukaryota; Viridiplantae; Streptophyta; Magnoliopsida; Poales; Poaceae. The record is from RefSeq and is a predicted model, not a curated record. Gene Ontology annotation, molecular function: phosphate transmembrane transporter activity.
GCCAAGAACGCCGAGCGCGCCGCGGCCGACAUGUCCAACGUGCUCCACGUGGAGAUCACCACGGCGGCCGACAUGUCCAAGGUGCUCCACGUGGAGAUCACCAAGGAGCAGGCCGGCGAUCUGGAGACCGUGAUUUCCAUCAAGUCCCACACACCGCCGCCGUCGUUCGGCCUCUUCUCCCGGGAGUUCGUGCGCCGGCACGGGCUCCACCUCGUCGGCACCGCGUCGACGUGGCUCCUCCUGGACAUCGCCUACUACUCGCAGAACCUGUUCCAGAAGGACAUCUUCAGCGCCAUCGGGUGGAUCCCGCCGGCGGCGACGAUGAGCGCGCUGGACGAGCUGUUCCACAUCGCGCGGGCCCAGAUCCUGAUCGCGCUCUGCGGCACCGUGCCGGGCUACUGGUUCACCGUCGCCUUCAUCGACUCCGUCGGCCGCUUCAAGAUCCAGCUCAUGGGCUUCUUCAUGAUGACCGCCUUCAUGGUCGGCCUCGCCGUGCCCUACGACUACUGGACGGGCCAGGGCCACCAGGCCGGCUUCGUCGUCAUGUACGCGCUCACCUUCUUCUUCGCCAACUUCGGGCCCAACGCCACCACCUUCAUCGUCCCCGCCGAGAUCUACCCCGCCAGGCUCCGCGCGACGUGCCACGGGAUAUCGGCCGCCUCGGGGAAGGUGGGCGCCAUCAUCGGGUCCUUCGGGUUCUUGUACCUCGCCCAGAGCCCCGACCCGGCCAAGACCGCCCAUGGAUACAAGCCCGGCAUCGGCGUGCGCUACUCCCUCCUCGUGCUCGCUGGGUGCAGCUUGAUGGGGUUCAUGCUCACCUUCCUCGUCCCGGAGCCCAAGGGCAAGUCCUUGGAGGAGAUGUCGCGCGAGACCGAGCCCGACCAUUGCUAG